This is a messenger RNA of Sclerotinia borealis F-4128, 2994 nucleotides long. The record is from the annotation of a GenBank genome assembly. Lineage: Eukaryota; Fungi; Ascomycota; Leotiomycetes; Helotiales; Sclerotiniaceae.
AUGGCGGUAGAGAACGUUAAACAUUCUCAUGAGGCUGGGCCACGGGCAGGGAAUCAAGAGCAAGAUGUGAGAUCACAUGAGCAAGAUAGUAUCAAACCGCCCACUGCCCAAUCUUCAACCAAACGUCUCAAACAUUCUCCAAUUGUCGAGGACCAGGAACAAUUACGAACACCCUCACCGAGUCCAUCUCCACGGAAUUCAUCAUCAUCCCAUGUGUCUGUAAAUGAGCCGCUGUUUAGACCUGCGAAUGAGACACCACUUACUGUACAAGCUGGCAAUAAGAGUUCCGAGUCUUUUCAUCAGUCGAGAAACAUCUCUUCCCUUGCGGAGGAUAACCGAGUAGAUGUAUUACUUCCACCGCCCCCAAUAUCGAAAGCCCCCAUAUCUUCUCAUGAACUUGGUGAGGUCCCGGAGGAACAAGUCAAGAAUCAGCGGAAAUUGUCCUUGGAAGGUAUUGGAGAAGAAAGAGUUCUUAAAUUAUCAGCUGCUGAGAUGACAGAGUUGACAUCUGCUCCUGAAUCUUUGCCCAAGAUGUCACCCAGCAGUGUUCUAACACCCAAGAAAAGUGAAAGCGACACUGAAGGACUUGGACACAACAGGAGCAGUUCUGAUGUACCACGGAUGGAUCUUAACGAUCAAUUACCUGAAAUAGCAGGUCGUCGCAAGUUUGACACCCCAGAAUCUGUGAAGUUCAUUUCAGACGUCAAUGAUGAGCGCCAGUAUUAUCCAGAAGGAACUCAAGCCAACACUGGUACCAAGCGACCCACGAUCUCGUCCUUUUCCCGUGCAUUUAGCGCCCAGCCACCUCCAAACCAAUGGUCACCAUACUCCAAAUCAAACGCAGUUCCAACAUCCCCAAAGCGGAAACCAUUUCCUAUUGGUCGUGGGCCAGAAUCGUUAAACCUCAAUCUUGAAGGGUUGAAUUCUCCCGUGGCACAUGGAGUGAGUAAAUCCUCACGACUGCCUGAUAUACCACCACCGUCGCCAAUACCCCAAUCGAUUCCUCUCCCCCCAAUGUCAAUUCCUACCUAUCUACAGCUCGAACUUUCCGCCACAAGACCAUCACCUUUGUAUAUAUAUCGUUCGGCUUCCUCUGAAUUUCCCUAUGAAUCAUCGAAAGUUAAGUUUGAGCGUUUGUUGAAUUUUUUGUUGUUACCGCCACAACUGGAACAGGUCCUGUACUUUGGAUCUUUGGCAUGUCUUGAUGCCUGGCUUUAUACCUUUACAAUUCUACCUUUGCGAUUUUUCAAAGCUUUAGGGAUUCUCAUUUCGUGGUGGGGUCACGUUUUAGCUAAGGAGUGUCGCUUCAUUACUGGCUAUGUCUAUCAUGGCACAAGUCGUAUGUGGCAUCGACGGAAUGAACGCCGUAGCACCGAAUCUCUUUCACCGACAAGAAGUAUGUCUCGUCCAAGUAGGCCUUCGAUGUCAGCUACAACAUCGUUUCAAUCUCAAGCUGGAAGAACUUCCGAAACAUUUAGGCGCAGCGGUACUACUGAAACUACCCCCAAACUAAAUAGCGAGCGUAGAGCCAGACAAGGUUGGGGUCGUAGGCAUCGCCGCAUGAAGUCUCAGCCAUCUUCAUUAUCUUCGUACAAUAAAGCCGAUCUUCUACAAGGAGCUGUCAUUAUCUUCAGUUCAUUUUUUCUCAUGAAGUUGGACGCAAGCAGAAUGUAUCAUAGCAUUAGAGCGCAGUCAGCAAUUAGACUAUAUGUUAUAUAUAAUCUUUUAGAGGUCUUCGAUCGCCUUGCGGCAGCCCUAGGCCAGGACAUUUUUGAAUGCCUAUUUUCCGACGAAACGCUGGAACGAGAUAGCGACGGUAGAAGCAAAGUAUUACGACCCCUUGGCAUGUUCAUACUUGCUCUUAUAUACAACGUCGUUCAUGCAGCAGCAUUAUUUACUCAAGUCGUCACCUUGAACGUUGCUGUAAACUCAUAUUCAAAUGCUCUCAUUACACUAUUGUUAUCGAAUCAAUUCGUGGAAGUCAAAGGAACGGUGUUUAAGAAGUUUGAAAAAGACAACCUAUUCCAACUCACGUGUGCCGAUGUUGUGGAGCGAUUCCAGCUUUGGCUUAUGCUCAUGAUCAUUGCAUUGCGGAACAUUGUUGAGAUGGGUGGGUUUAGCAGCAUGGUGUCAUCGGCGUCAGAAGCGACUAGUCCGCUACGUACGAGCUCGAUGCUUCCCAAUAGUUUUACCAUACUUCCAGGUUGGCCAGGCGAGGUUCUUUCGCCGUUCUUCAUUGUGAUAGGUAGUGAGAUGUUGGUAGAUUGGAUCAAACAUGCAUAUAUCAGCAAGUUCAAUGGUGUCAAGCCAGCAAUUUAUCAACGAUUCCUCGACGUACUAGCCAAGGACUAUUACACCAACGCUUUUGUCAACCAAAACCUCAUCAAACGUCUGGGUCUUCCAGUGAUCCCACUUUCGUGUCUCUUCAUCCGAGCUGCAUUUCAAACGUAUCACAUGUUUCUCGCCACUCAUCUCCCUCCCCCACUUCCAUCAACUGCAACAUCUUUAUCCGCCGAAUCCUCUCCAGCCACAACAGCAGCCCUCGAACAUUUCGAUACCAUCGUCCGCAAAGCCCUCGGUCGCUCAACUUUCGGCUUACCAAACCCGGACUCUAUCACACCAUGGUAUCUACCCAGCACCGACGAUGUAAUCGCAUCACUAACCAUGAUUGUCUUCUUCCUCGGCGCAUUCUUCGUGCUCCUCGCCUGCAAACUCGUGCUCGGCAUGCUCUUAUUAAAAUUCGCACGUAAUCGUUACCGAACCAUGAAAAAGCGCGAGAAUCGAAGCUAUGAGACGGGUGGGAAGAGGGUGGGUGGCUGGGGCAUGGUGGAAGUGGAUGAUGAUAAGAAACGAUGGAUUUAUGAUGAUGAUCCAGAGACCUUGAAGAAGUUGAGAGAAAAAGAAAGGUUGGCCAGGGAUAAGGAGAAGGUGGGGGAUGUGCAUGAUUUUUCGAAGAUUAGUAGGUAUGAGAUGGCGGCGAAGAGGAUUUGGUGA